Molecule: messenger RNA, 1158 nt
Organism: Guillardia theta CCMP2712
Lineage: Eukaryota; Cryptophyceae; Pyrenomonadales; Geminigeraceae
Exons: 11
Coding region: 1-1158 (385 amino acids)
Source: RefSeq, a predicted model, not a curated record
AUGUCAGGUCAAGAGCCGCCGCAAUGGGAGGAGGGAAGGGAAGCCGGGAAGAGCUUGGAUGGGCAGAAGCAGCAAACGCGCAUGUUCACCUUGCCGCUGCUCGACCUCGGUCUGAAGCCCAGGGGGAGCGAUCCGAAGGAACCUAAAGGCCAUGACGAGGAGCACAUGAUGAGUGAAGCUCUUCAGUUCCUCAAGCAAAAGGAGUACGAGAGAGCGAGAUCAGUCGCUGAGAUGGUGCUGAGAGCGAACCCUGCCAAUCAGACGGUAGAGGAGCAUGGCAGGAGCAUGGCAGGAGCAGAGGUUCACGCUGAUGGCAGGCAGUGGCGGUCAUCAGAGGACGAGAGGCUGGGGAGGCGGUAUGAAGAGAUCUACUGCGAUGAGGGGCACAUACAAGACCUCAUGGCAACUCAGGUGAAGGAGCCGAAGAACGAGCGACAGUGUAACGAUUGCUGUGAAGAGCAGAGUAACUGUGACGACAGAUAUUACAAACAAGGGAAGUUUGAACAAGAGUUUUCAGACAAAGAUGAAAUCGAUGUGGCAGAGCAGCAGGAGCUCGAUGAAGAUAUCUCAGAUGUACAUGAUUACCAUGCAAACUUGAAUUUCUAUGAAUGGAUCGAAGCUCUGAUAAGAAUAUCUUUCAUCAAAGUCCAUAAGGGAAGUUUGUCGUCGAGGUUUGAGACCAUGGUUGAAGAGAACAUCGCGCGCUUCGCCAUGAAGAGGUUGAAAGACAGCAGUUACCUUCAGUUUGCCGACGUUACAGUUCAGAAUACUCUGAAUGAAACAAACAUGGAGCUUGCACUCCGAAAGAUUUUCGAUUAUUUCAUUGCAAUCAGCAAGUCAACUAACGCGAAGAAGCCACAAGAUAAUAAGGACGUCACAAUGAACGUGAACCACUUGAUAGCGAUGUCGUCGAAGAUGGAGCUGUACGAUCCUCGUUACACGAUCAAGAAACUAGUCGAGCUCUUCUCUCUUGUCACUCUUGACGUGGACGCUCUCCCUCAGGAGCAUCCAAACAAUCAGACGACUGAGAUGAUAUUCUUCGAGUUCCUCGAGUUCCUCUUCCGAAUCUCCAAGCUCAAGGGCGAGAGCUCGGAGGUGAGAGAUGGGAGGGUAGAAGGAGGAGAGGGAAUCGAUCAUGAUGAUGAUGAGGAUGAUUGA